AAUAAUAAUAAUAAUAAUAAUAAUAAUAAUAAUAACUUCUAUUUGGAUCUUGUGAUGGGAUCUACGCUGGUGGGGACAACUCCACAGUCGGGCGGUGUGUGGCUGCUGCCAUCCUCUUUACCGCUGCCAAUGCCGCAGAGAGUGACGCCUGAUAAUAUGUUGUGUUUCUUCUCUGGACAGAACUGCAGUGCGGGGAUGAGUCUCACUCCUUCUGUGAACAGUAAUAAUAAUAACAAUAACAGGAAUAUCAGUAUGAAUGCGCUGCAGCCGCUCUUUCUUCUUCAAAGUGUUCCGCUUCAUAUGAUGAAUAAAGGCUUUGGGGGACAAGAACAGCCAUUUUGGGGGAGAUAG
Messenger RNA from Trypanosoma theileri, 351 nucleotides. RefSeq lists its product as uncharacterized. The transcript has a single exon. The record is from RefSeq and is a predicted model, not a curated record. NCBI's taxonomy places the organism in Eukaryota, Euglenozoa, Kinetoplastea, Trypanosomatida, Trypanosomatidae. The annotation marks the transcript as partial.